CUCCACAGGAAGUCGGAAAAGAAGAAGGCAGGAAAUAAUUGUAAAUCACACAGGACUGUCAAAGGCUUUAUCCAGCGAUUUCUUUUUUCGACCAUCAAAAAUAAAGAUGUGGAAGGCAGCAGCCGGUCAGUCGGUCAGCGUUGCUGUGGACAACGGUGCGGAUGAUUGGGAAACAGACCCAGACUUUGAGAAUGACGUGACGGAGAAGGAGCAGCGCUGGGGGGCGAAGACGGUGGCCGGCUCCGGCCACCAGGAACACAUCAAUAUCCAUCAGCUACGUGAGAAGGUGUCGACGGAACACACGUCUCUGAAGCAGCAGGAGCUGGAGAACAUGCCCAAGGCUUCGCACGGCUACGGGGGCAAGUUUGGAGUGCAGCAAGAUCGCAUGGACAAGUCUGCAGUAGGCCAUGAGUACCAGAGCAAGCUUUCAAAGCACUGCUCACAGACCGACACCUCCAAAGGAUUUGGCGGGAAGUUUGGCGUGCAGGCUGAUCGUGUUGACCAGUCUGCUGUUGGGUUUGAGUAUGCUGGCAAGACAGAGAAACAUGCAUCGCAGAAAGACUACUCCACUGGGUUUGGAGGCAGGUACGGGGUGCAGGCGGACCGCGUGGACCAGAGUGCAGUGGGAUUCGACUACCAGGGGAAAACUGAGAAACAUGAGUCCCAGAAAGAUUAUGCCAAAGGCUUUGGUGGUAAAUUUGGAGUAGAGACAGACAAAGUGGACAAGAGUGCGGUGGGCUUUGAGUACGAAGGCAAAACGGAAAGACACGAGUCCCAGAAAGACUAUGUGAAAGGCUUCGGGGGAAGAUUCGGUGUGCAGUCGGACAGGCAGGACAAGUCAGCAGUCGGCUGGGACCACCAGGAAAAACUGCAGCUGCACGAGUCACAAAAAGACUACUCUAAGGGAUUUGGAGGGAAGUUUGGGGUUCAGAAGGACAGAAUGGAUAAGAGCGCUGGGACAUUUGAGGAAGUUGAAAAGCCAAGUCCAGCCUACCAGAGAACCAAGCCUGUGGAGGCUGCUGGCAGCAGCACAGGCAGCAUCAAGGCCCGCUUCGAGAACAUCGCCAAACAGAAGGAGGAGGAGGACAAGAAGAGGACAGAGGAUGAGCGAGCACGGAGACAGUUGAAGGAGAAGCAGGAACAGGAGGAGGCGCGUCGCAAGAUGGAUGAAGUCAAAGCUCAACCAGCCUCUCCCGUGCCAAGCCCAACCCCUCCCGCCCAGGCACCGACCCCUGUGUAUGAGGACACGGACGUGUACCAGGACCCCGCCCCCCAGGCCGCAUCAGAGAAUGGGGAGCAGCUGUAUGAGGCGGAGCCCAGCCCCCAGCCACCCGCCCAGCAGGAAGCGCUCUACCAGAACCCUGAUGACUACCAGGCUGACGGGGGAGAUGCCCAGACGUACGAGUAUGGGGAGGACCAGGGGGUGACCGCUGUGGCACUGUAUGACUACCAAGCAGCUGGAGAUGAUGAGAUUUCCUUUGACCCGGACGACAUCAUCACCAACAUCGAGAUGAUUGACGAGGGCUGGUGGCGGGGUGUUUGCCGGGGUGCGUACGGACUGUUCCCCGCCAAUUAUGUUGAAUUACGACAGUGAUCAUGCGCACUUUCGCACCAUUAAGAAGCCUCUUUUUGUUUGUCUCUCUCUUUAAUAUUAUGUUGCUCCAUCUGGGUUCAGCUUUGUUUCUUCAGUCUUUUACUCCCUAUCCUUCUACCUCUUGUCUCUCUGCCAGAUACCUCUGUACUGCUAGCAAGAGGUUCACUUCUCUUUACAGGUCUGCUAGUGAGAGGUUCACUUCUCUGUACAGGUCUGCUAGUGAGAGGUUCACUUCUCUGUACAGGUCUGCCAUUGAGAGAUAGACUUCAGUGUCCUGGACGUGGUAGAAUGACUGGAGUACUCAGGCGUUUAGGCUGCUUUCCCAGAGGGAACAAACAAUGCUUUCUUAUCUCAUUUUGGAAUCAAAUAAGAAUGACAAGAGUUCCAUAUAUAUCUUGUUUCAGACUUACCUAAAAAGUUUUUGCUGCUCUGCCUUCCUGCUCCAUCUUAGGGUUCUAUUAUAUCUAUUUAUAGUUUGCCUACCUGCAGUAAGUAAAUUUAGGUUCACCAAAGAAAGGGUUGGAUUAGUUUGAUCACAAGCCUGGUAAAGCAAUCUCCUCGUGUGGGCUCAUGUACUGGGCCCUUGCACCUCAUUACAAACUUAUUGCCUUAUGGUGGGUUGGUUAAGAACUGGAUAUAUGAUAUGCAGUUGUUCUUAUCACUUCUGGGGCGGUAGGCUGGAGAUAAGUCUGGUUUGAGAAAGCAGGAAGCCAUAAUUCAGCUGAUUUGCCACAGUAGAAGGUAGAAAUCUGAAAGACAUGAAUAUUGUUUUUAACACUACAUACUUGCAUGAGUGUUUGAACUAUCUAUACAGUUUCUAAAACGCACUACACAGACCUACAUAAGCUCUGAAAUGAAGUGAAUUGAAAAUGGUGGCACGUCAGUGUGUCUCGGCUAAGAUAAGGCCUGCUGAAGCGGUUAUAAAACCGUAUUAAUAAAGUCACCCAUUGUUCUCUUUGCUGAAAACGUAUAACAGAUACCAGAGUACAUUUGAACGUUCUGCUGUUUUUGCUUCUCUUGCUAUCUCAACACCCAGUUCCAUCCUCUGGCGGUACUGUAAACUGCUCUGGUAAAUAUGUCGAGUUUUUGGAUGUGGACAAACCUGGCCACAGAUGCUGCCUGUGAUUUUGUCUAGUGUAGCAUUGCAUACUAUUGUGGGGCUUGGUGUAUUCACACACUGACAUCCUUUUUCUAAGUGGACCAAUGUGUUAAUGAGGAAAAUUAUUAAGAAAGUUAUAAUCUAGUUGUUUUAUAUUUAAAAAUGGCUUGAACGAUAGCAGGCUAAAAGGGAACCUUUUCUUUGGUGGAUGCUAAUUAUCUAAACUGACUAUCUCUUGUCGUUAUGGCAAGUUGCGUAGCUUCUUGUCAUUAUGGCAAGUUGUGUAGCUUACAGUUGAGUAGGUAUAUGAGUGGGAUAUCUAAUCUAAUUCCAUUAGGGUUUGGGGUUUUGUAAUAAAAUUAUGCAUUCUUUUAAUCUGUAUUUUAAUUGUAUUCUGCUUGCACACAUCUAUCAUUAUUGCUGUUUAUUUUUGAGUAAAUGUUUUCAAUAAACAAAUAAACCUGUCAAUUUGUA
Molecule: messenger RNA, 3167 nt
Organism: Hypomesus transpacificus
Lineage: Eukaryota; Metazoa; Chordata; Actinopteri; Osmeriformes; Osmeridae
Product: src substrate cortactin-like
Exons: 15
Coding region: 107-1594 (495 amino acids)
Biological process (GO): regulation of actin filament polymerization
Cellular component (GO): site of polarized growth; plasma membrane; cortical actin cytoskeleton
Molecular function (GO): actin filament binding
Source: RefSeq, a predicted model, not a curated record